Messenger RNA from Caretta caretta (loggerhead turtle), 2374 nucleotides. It is a transcript of the gene TFB1M, whose product is annotated as transcription factor B1, mitochondrial. Gene Ontology annotation, cellular component: mitochondrial matrix. Gene Ontology annotation, molecular function: rRNA (adenine-N6,N6-)-dimethyltransferase activity; mitochondrial transcription factor activity. The record is from RefSeq and is a predicted model, not a curated record. Lineage: Eukaryota; Metazoa; Chordata; Testudines; Cheloniidae. Gene Ontology annotation, biological process: rRNA methylation; transcription initiation at mitochondrial promoter.
UGUGGGUGGUUUCACUCGCCCCUCUUAGACGCUCCCAGGCUAGAGAGCAAGUAGUUGGCAGCGCUGGGCUCGUUGGAAAGUGGGGGGUUUGUCAGUGGUUGAGCUCCUGGAAGUGCCCAGUAGUAUUAAAAGCUGCACACGCUGGUGCAGAUCAGGGCCCGCCCUAUACCGCGGGGGCAGUGGCCUAUGUGGAGGCUACAGCUCUCAUGAAGCUUCCAGUGGGAUAGCUUUCUGAUAACAAAAUUACUGCACGACCCCAUGCCGCAAGGGCUCCCACAAAGUUAAGUGGCUUGGACUUCAGUCCCGCGGGGCUCGGGCUUUGGCAAGGCUGGCAUUAGACUCACUGAGUAGCAGGGCGGAAACUCUGAGCCUCCGAGCAUAGGGUUGAAGCCUGAGCCCAAGGCCCCUGGGGAUGAAGCCUUCUGGCUUCAGCUUUCUGCCCUGGACCCCAGCGAGUCUAAUGCCAGCCCUGGUGAUCCCAUUAAAAUGAACUCGCAACCUACUUUGGGGUCCUGACCCACAGUUUGAGAAUCGCUGAGCUACAGGAUCUAUCUGCUCUAACUAGAAAGCCAUUUGCAUCCAAACGGACCGUUGCAUGCUGGAACGUCUUGUCUCUAAGGCUACUCAGAUCUCGCUGAAGCAUUGCAUGCUGAGACUGAGCAAGAGUUAACAGUUUUGGUCAAUGGCUGCUUCAGGAAAGGUGGCUGCUUUCCGUCUACCACCUCUGCCCACUGUUAAAGAGAUUAUUAAACUGUUUAAUCUCCGAGCACAAAAGCAGCUGUCCCAGAACUUUCUCCUGGAUUUGAGAUUGACAGAUAAGAUAGCUAGACAGGCUGGCAAGCUGAAAGAUUCCCAUGUCUGUGAGGUGGGCCCUGGGCCAGGAGGAAUUACAAGAUCCAUUCUGAAUGCUGAUGUUGCUCAACUCCUGUUAGUUGAAAAAGAUACUCGAUUUAUUCCAGGACUGCAGAUGCUGUCUGAAGCAGCUCCGGGAAAAGUGCACAUUGUUCAUGGGGACAUUUUGACAUACAAGAUGGAGAGAGCUUUUCCAAAACACCUUCAAAAGAAGUGGGAAGAUGAUCCACCAAAUGUGCAUAUCAUUGGAAAUCUGCCAUUCAGUGUUUCAACACCUCUAAUCAUCAGGUGGCUUGAAAAUGUUUCCAAUAGAGAUGGACCUUUUGUUUAUGGCCGAACUCAGAUGACUUUGACUUUUCAGAAGGAAGUAGCAGAGAGGCUCACAGCCACCACGGGAAGCAAGCAACGUAGCAGACUGUCCAUCAUGGCUCAGUAUCUCUGCACUGUUCAAAACCGGUUCACAAUUCCAGGCCGAGCCUUUGUUCCAAAACCAGAGGUGGAUGUGUCAGUAGUGCACUUCACCCCUUUGGUGCAACCAAAGAUACAGCAACCCUUUAAGCUGGUGGAAAAGGUUGUUAAAAGCGUUUUUCAGUUCAGAAGAAAAUACUGCUGGCGGGGAGUGGAAAUCCUGUUUCCAGAAGCUGAACGCUUGGAAAAAAGUGAACAGAUGCUGAUGCUGGCAGAUGUGGAUCCAACUCUGCGUCCAGCUCAGCUCUCCAUUUUACAUUUUAAAAACCUGUGCAAUGCAUACAGGAAAAUGUGUGAUGAAGACGCAAGCCUUUUCAGUUACAACUACAGAGAAGAACUGAAGCAGAAGAAGAGAACUAGAAAAAAAGGACACUUGGAGCAGUCUGAAAGGGAAGACCAGCUCUAACGUGUCAGACUGUGCAUCUAAAAAUAAAGUUGUGUGCCUCAUUGUUUUAGUAAAAGGAGACAUAUAUAUAGAUGUGUAAUCUUGUGUAUAUAUGUAUGUAUAUAAAUAUGUUUUCCUUUAUUUUUGUUGAAAUACUGGGGGAGGGGCCAUUCCUAUCUUCCUUAUUUAUUUCAUUCUGCUCAGCAGGUUAAGGAUCCCAUGUUUUGGUGUAUCCUUCACUCUGGUCUCUAACUUUACCUUGCUGAAUCAGGAUCUAAAAGUUUGGGUAGACACAUGCUUCAGAACCUUGCUGAAUGCAGACCUCUCUGAAAUUAAUGGGAGUUUUUUGUAUGAGUGAGUCCUUAAAGUAAAAUUUUACUGACUAUUCCGGCAUAACAAAUAUUAUGUGAUAGUGUUUUUCUCCUUAUCCUGGAACACUCUACUGGGCAGAAAUCUUGUAUUAAUGCAAAUAGCUUCAAGAAUGAUUAAGAGUAUUAGCAGGCCUUCCGUGCACUUUUUUUAUUCCCAAACAAAAGAACUCUGUCUUGAAAGCUCCAGUAGGAGAAAGCUGCAAAUAAAGCAAGAAACUAGACAGAAUGCUGAUUUUUCUUUUACUGUACAAGUUGGUAGAGAAAAUAAAAAUACAAUCAAAUAAAAGAUUACAGAACA